Talaromyces stipitatus ATCC 10500 is the source of this 3049-nucleotide messenger RNA. RefSeq names its product ribonucleotide reductase large subunit Rnr1, putative. The transcript has 3 exons. Gene Ontology annotation, cellular component: ribonucleoside-diphosphate reductase complex. NCBI's taxonomy places the organism in Eukaryota, Fungi, Ascomycota, Eurotiomycetes, Eurotiales, Trichocomaceae. Gene Ontology annotation, biological process: DNA replication; deoxyribonucleotide biosynthetic process. Gene Ontology annotation, molecular function: ribonucleoside-diphosphate reductase activity, thioredoxin disulfide as acceptor; ATP binding. Bases 164 to 2785 code for a protein of 873 amino acids. The record is from RefSeq and is a predicted model, not a curated record.
AUAGCAUCUUCUUAGUUCCUCUACUCUUUUAUCUCAUUACCCUUGCCACUCUUCUUCUAAAGAAUCAUCAUUUGGAUAACUGAUACCCCCGACACUUUCGUUCUCCUGGUGCCUUGUUGAAGAAAGUCCAACCACGUCGAUACGCGUGAGGAACAUAUCAAAUAUGUAUGUGUUCAAGAGAGAUGGACGCAAGGAACGCGUACAAUUCGACAAGAUCACAGCUCGUGUGUCGAGAUUGUGUUACGGUCUAGACCCUGACCAUGUCGAUGCUGCUGCCAUCACACAAAAGGUCAUCUCUGGUGUGUACCAGGGUGUGACCACAGUGGAAUUGGACAACUUGGCUGCUGAGACCGCCGCAUACAUGACCGUCACUCACCCCGAUUACGCUGUCCUCGCCGCUCGUAUUGCGGUCUCCAACCUACACAAGCAGACAAAGAAGCAGUUUUCUGCUGUGAUCGAAGAUCUGUAUCAUUAUGUCAAUCCCAAAAACAAUAAAGCGGCUCCCAUGAUCUCUCCUGAGAUGUAUGAGACUGUCAUGAAACACGCUGAUGAGCUGAACUCCGCCAUUGUUUAUGAUCGAGACUUCAACUAUCAAUAUUUCGGUUUCAAGACACUUGAACGCUCCUACCUGCUCCGAAUCAACGGUAAGGUUGCCGAGCGUCCUCAACACAUGAUUAUGCGUGUUGCCGUGGGUAUCCAUGGCGAGAAUAUUGAAAAAGCCAUUGAGACAUACAACUUGAUGUCCCAGAAAUAUUUCACACACGCCUCUCCUACACUGUUCAACGCGGGUACUCCUCGACCACAACUCGCUUCUUGCUUCCUUGUGGAUAUGAAGGAGGACAGUAUUGAGGGUAUCUAUGAUACUCUUAAGACUUGUGCUAUGAUUUCCAAGUCUGCCGGUGGUAUCGGUCUCAAUGUUCACCGCAUCCGUUCCACUGGUUCUUACAUUGGAGGAACCAAUGGUACCUCAAACGGUCUUGUACCUAUGCUUAGAGUGUUCAACAAUACUGCUAGAUAUGUUGACCAAGGAGGUAACAAGCGCCCUGGUGCUUUUGCCAUCUACCUUGAACCAUGGCACUCGGAUGUCUUUGAGUUCCUGGACCUUCGCAAAAACCACGGUAAAGAAGAAGUCCGUGCUCGUGAUUUGUUCUACGCCUUGUGGACUCCUGAUCUCUUCAUGCGUCGUGUGGAGGCCAACCAGGACUGGACCUUGUUCUGCCCUAACGAGGCUCCUGGUCUUGCUGACGUCUACGGUGAAGAGUUCGAUGCUCUUUACGAGAAGUAUGAAAAGGAAGGUCGUGGUCGCCGAACCGUCAAGGCUCAGAAGCUCUGGUACGCCAUUCUUGAAGCCCAGACUGAGACUGGUAACCCCUUCAUGCUCUACAAGGACGCUUGCAACAAGAAGAGCAACCAGAAGAACCUUGGAACUAUCCGCAGCUCCAACCUUUGCACAGAAAUCAUUGAAUACUGUGCUCCUGAUGAGGUUGCUGUCUGCAACUUGGCUUCCCUUGCUCUUCCUACCUUUGUUGACACCGCUCGUGGCGAGUAUGACUUUGGCAAAUUGCACGAAGUCACUCAGGUUCUUGUCCGAAACCUUAACAAGAUUAUCGACAUUAACUAUUAUCCUGUACCCGAGGCCAAGAAGAGCAACUUCCGUCACCGUCCCAUUGCAGUUGGUGUAAAUGGUCUGGCUGACGCUUUCCUUGCUCUCCGCCUUCCCUUCGACUCUCCAGAGGCCAAGCAGUUGAACAUUCAGAUCUUUGAGACCAUCUACCACGGUGCAUUGACAGCCUCCAUUGAGCUUGCUAAGGAGUACGGCACAUACGAGACCUACGAAGGUUCUCCUGUCUCUCAGGGUAUCCUGCAAUACGACAUGUGGGACCGCACUCCUACAGACCUUUGGGACUGGGAUGCACUCAAGGCACAGAUUCGUGAGCAUGGUAUCCGCAACAGUCUUCUCGUUGCUCCUAUGCCUACUGCUAGUACCAGUCAGAUUCUUGGUUUCAAUGAGUGCUUCGAGCCCUACACCUCGAACAUCUACUCCCGUCGUGUCUUGGCUGGGGAGUUCCAAGUCGUCAACCCAUGGUUGCUCAAGGAUCUUGUAGACCUUGGUCUCUGGUCUGACAACAUGAAGAACCGAAUCAUCGCUGAGGGCGGAUCCGUCCAGAACAUCCCCAACAUUCCCGCUGACAUCAAGGCUCUUUAUAAGACGGUCUGGGAAAUCUCUCAGCGAUCGAUCCUUCAGAUGGCUGCUGACCGUGGUGCCUUCAUUGAUCAAUCACAAUCUCUCAACAUUCACAUGAAGGAACCCACCAUGGGCAAGAUCACCAGCAUGCACUUUGCUGGCUGGAAGAUGGGCCUGAAGACCGGAAUGUACUACUUGCGUACAAUGGCUGCUAGCGCACCCAUUCAAUUCACUGUUGACCAGGAGCAAUUGAAGGUACAAGAUACCAACGUUGCUCGCGCCAAUGGUAUUAGCAAGAAGCGUUCACCAGCACCAGCUGCAUUCAACAACUCUUAUGCUUCUGUUCCUCGUCCCAUGUACGAUCAGAAGCCUAUCGUUCCUAUUUCAAAUGGAAACGGUGUCCCAGACCCAUUACAGCCCAUCUCCGCUUCUCGUGUUAACGGUUCAUCUCAGCCUGUUGAGGUUGCCCAGGACAAGGCAGAAUCCGAAACUGAGGAAGAAGCCGGUGAGAAUGGUGACUCGGAGCAAGACAUUUACGCUCAGAAGGUUCUUCAAUGCAGCAUUGAGAACAAGGAAGCCUGCAUCAUGUGCAGCGGUUAAGAGUACUAGAUUCUUGAUCAUCUUUUUUCUUUUUUCCUUUUGUAUUUUAGUAUUCCCCUUAUCCUCCCUGUAUUUGUUUCCUCCAAACCGCACCGAAGAGAUUGAAACGCGUCUUACGAUUUUUGAAUGUUUGCAUCACCCAUCAUGUUUGUUUUUCCUGUUGAUUCGAUUCGAUACUUGGCGUUUUUUCCCGUCUUAUAGUGUUUAUCAUGUGUAUCUUCUUAUUCGAUAUAGUGGCAGUAAUUCUAUAUCUGUUAUAUUUCA